Molecule: messenger RNA, 3791 nt
Organism: Saccostrea echinata
Lineage: Eukaryota; Metazoa; Mollusca; Bivalvia; Ostreida; Ostreidae
Product: protein CBFA2T1-like
Exons: 10
Coding region: 540-2201 (553 amino acids)
Biological process (GO): negative regulation of DNA-templated transcription; DNA-templated transcription
Cellular component (GO): nucleus
Molecular function (GO): transcription corepressor activity
Source: RefSeq, a predicted model, not a curated record
AUAUCCAAGCUCCCCAUCAGCUGUUCAGUGAACUUACAACACCGCUCACAGGCAGCUCACGGAAUAUAAAGACAAACAAUAUACCAGGAAAUCAAAGUGCCACUUCAGAAACAAAUACUUCUUAUUGGACAUCAAUUACAACAAACUCUUAUGACAUUAAUUUGUGAUUAAAAUAUUUUUCUUGAUGAAAGAAAGUGAUAAGCUUGAUUUAAUAGAUUGGUUUAUCAUCUGAUUGCGAACAACCAAUUGACACAGAAUAUAUAUCUUUUUCAUCAAGACCGAAGGAAACACGCAGUAAAAUCCUCAUCGUUUUCAUAAGUAAAUACUUGCUCAAGUUUCAAGUAGCCAUUUAACUACUUGUGACAAUUGGAUCACAUGCUAGUGGUGCUUGAAGCGAUAGUAAGACAAGGAAAAAACUGGGGUGGAGAACAUUUUCUAUUUGCAGUGUUUAAGUGAGACAUUUGGAUUUUUUUAUUAUUAGCGCAGAAGGUGUCAUGAGAUUAAACUAAUCUAAAGAUUACAGUGAUAGAAAGUGCAGUAUGCCAGAAUCCCCUGAUAUAAAAUCCUCCCUCUCAUACAACUCCCCACCAAGUAUGACCAGUGGGUCCAUACCUGUCCCCUCUACCAGGGAUCUCUCUAGACCCCACUCUGGAAGCAGCAGUCUCUCAGUAAAUGGCAGUCACUCCCCUUUAUCAUUGAUGAAUGGACGAACCCCUUCCCCCUCAGCUCUGGUCAAUUCCUCCAUGAAUCAGCAGCUACCCCCAGCCUGUGGGGCAAGGCAGCUUUCUAAACUAAAGAGAUUCUUGACAACCCUACAACAGUUUGGCUCUGACAUCUCGCCAGAUAUUGGGGAGCGAGUCCGGACACUUGUCCUCGGACUUGUGAAUUCCCAUUUGUCAAUAGAAGAAUUCCAUGCCAAACUGCAGGAGGCAACCAAUUUUCCCUUGAGACCUUUUGUUAUACCAUUUCUGAAAGCAAACUUGCCUUUGCUACAGAGAGAGCUGCUACACUGUGCACGGAUGGCCAAACAGACCCCCCAACAAUUCUUAGCGCAGAAUGAACACAUUCUCUUUGAUGCCUCUAACACCUCCCCAUCAGAGCCGCAGGACAUCUCCGUUGAUGUCAACGAAAAUGGCAAACGUCGCUCCCCCGACAGCCGGAAAGAGAACAAUUUUGAUAUGAGUCUGGACUCAAUGAAUCCCACUAAGCGACAUCAGACAAUAAGUCCCAGGGUUAGCCCUAAUGGUGUACUUAACCUCAAUAGUGGACCAAUCAAAUUGGAGGAUAUUAGUCUGUCACGGGAGCUUAGGGAAAGAGAACGGGUAGAGCGUGACCGCGCAGACAGGGAGAGAACCGAUCGGAGCGGGGACCGACACUACCCUCCCUUCAAUAAUAACUACUCCAGAUCGGAUUCAUUUGACCCUCUGGAAAGGAUGGAUGAUGACUGGAGACAUGUUGAAACUAUGUUGAAUUGUAUUAUUGGUAUGGUGGACAAAACAAAACGAGCCUUAGCAGUGCUACAGGAGCGAAGUUUACGAGAUCGAGAGGAACUCUCACUGUGGAUGAGGCGACAUGCUGAAGGAUUGGAUGUGGACAUGAAGAAGCGAUCCAAUGACCUGAUGGCUCAUACCCUGAGGCAGACGGAAGACCGAGUCACAGACGUACGAAGACGAGCAGAAGAGGCUGUCCAGGAGGUGAAGAGACAGGCCAUGUUAGAAUUACAGAAGGCUGUGACAGCCGCAGAACACAAGGCGACAGAAAUGGUGUCUGCAGAACGGGUCAAGAUGGAACGCUCGCUGUCGGAGACCCGCAAAAAAGUUAGAGAGGAGGUGAUGGCUCAGUUUAACCACCAGGAAGAAUCAAGUGAGAGCUGCUGGAACUGUGGUAGGAAGGCAAGCGAGACCUGCAGUGGCUGUAAUGUGGCUCGAUACUGUGGCUCCUUCUGCCAACACAAGGACUGGGAAAACCACCAUCAUGUGUGUGGGAAGUCAAGCGCAGCAUCAAGCAUCCCAGAGACCCGACCUGACCGCGCCCCGUCUGCUACACACAGUCCUCCACAGCAGAAACACAGCCCCAGUCAAUCAACUGAGGCUUCCAGUCCCCAGCCCUCACUCAGUCCCCGGCGUCCAGUCUCCUCACCCCCCAAGGCAGCCUCACGCUCAAGUACGCCCCCAGAGAAAAAUGUGGAUGUGAUAGGAUAAAAAUAAAUGAACAUAAUCUGACAUCUGUCAUAGGGGUCAGCUUUAUGAAUGGAUCCUAAAAUAAUCAUGUGAUAAUAAUGGCAACUCUUCACACAUUGAAAGACAUCAGUGAGGAAAUAUUCUGUAUCAUUUUGGUUGGACCAAUUUGAAUAAGAAUUUAUAUGUGCAGUGUGCACCCUAUAUACCUGACAUAGACUUACUGUAAGGCUGACAUUCCAUGGUUACACAUGUAAAAAAUCAGGAGAGAGGGCUCACUAUAUUUACCCUCUCCAACUGAGAUUUAUUGCUCUGAAAACUCUCAUUGUAUGCCUUGAAAAGGACUUGUCUUUUAAACUUAUAUAUUGUAAGUUAGUAAAUCUUUCUAGUCAUUACUGAUUGUGACUCUGUGCUCUGUGUUUAGGUUGAUAAUGUUACUUGUUAGGGAAUGGAAAUGAUGUAGAAGUGUGACAUAUCCAGAGGUCAGACUGUGACCCACAAUUAGGUCAAAGGUCAGACAUUGACCCAAAAUGCUUGUCAACUAGCUUUAACUACAUUGUUGUGUACUAACUUGAUGUUGUGUUGUAGGAAAGUCUGUUACAUGUAGGGGGGUUCAGUGUAAGGUUACGUGUGUACAGAUUCGGGGAGAUCUUUUGUGUUGGGUUCACCUCCCAUGGUAUAGAAGGAAGAUUUCCAGUGAAGGACUGAAUGCGACAUGUGUCUGUAUGAUAUUAGAUGUAGACAGAGUUUUGUACUGGAACUCGUUUCUGUGAUAAUUAAUGACAUUUAUUAGUUAGCUACUAAUUUCUACAGUGAGCUUUAACUUGAUAUCCAUGGUAUUUUCAUAAUUAUGUCAAUGUUAAGUGUGCGUAAAAGUUUUUUUUUGUCUGGGUGUAUGUUCAUUGAGUACUAGAGUAAUCUGGUGCUACAUUCUUUGUGGGAAAAGUGCUGAACUUCAUAAAAUAGUUUCAUCAAAAAUAUUUUGUUUUUUUCAUUUAUAAAGAUCAUGAUAUUGCUUUAAUGACUUCCUGUAUUUCACAUUGCUAUUUAAUUUUCAUUAGUCUCCUUCAGUGUAUCAUGUCCAUUAGGAGUUAUAUCUCCUACAUAAUCAGACUCAUUAUCAGUGUACUAGAGAGGAGAGGGCUGACAGCAACCAUUGACACAUGUACCAGAUUUGUCUUACAGUUUAUAUACAUGUAGGCUACCUUAAUAAAUUGUAAUGUAGCCACUUAUUUCUUCGACUCGGACACUAAGGUGAAUGCCAUGCUGAUAUUUGACUCUGAAUUGACAGUAACACAUUUUAAUUCAAAAUUAUAUAAUUUUAAAUUGACUCAGAUGUGGGGUAAGAGGGUAGAAAAUAUAGCAAGUCAUGUAAGUGUAUGGUACAGAGAAUUUGACUGUUUCCUUUUCUAUUUAGUAAUGUACUUCUGAAAUAUUCAGUAUUUUUGUAAGCCUCUGUUUUACAGUGUAAAGGGAGAUAGCUUUUACUAAUUAGGGUAAGCUGGAGGUUAGAUGGUGUGUAAUUUUGUACACUGUGCAAUACUUGAUUGUUAUAUGUUUCUGUCCGGAGCUGACAUUUGUUGUCAUUCUCUAAAAUAAAUACUCAAAGCAAAA